Messenger RNA from Orcinus orca (killer whale), 7449 nucleotides. It is a transcript of the gene MUC13, whose product is annotated as mucin 13, cell surface associated. NCBI's taxonomy places the organism in Eukaryota, Metazoa, Chordata, Mammalia, Artiodactyla, Delphinidae. The transcript is spliced from 12 exons. The record is from RefSeq and is a predicted model, not a curated record. Bases 4344 to 6158 code for a protein of 604 amino acids.
CAGUGAGAGGCCCGUGUACCGCAAAAAAAAAAAAAAAGAUUCCUUCUUGGAAGAGACAUUUUAUAGGUGAUGAAGAACAACAGCAACUGAAAAGAAUGUCUGGUUACAGAUCAUUGGGAAAGUUGCAGGUCGAGUUGCAGCCUUGAACGUCAAGUUAAACGUCAUUACACUCUCCCCAGACUGACAGUAAGCUGGCGGCGGGGGGUAACUUCCCCGGAACAGGUGCUUAUCUGAGAAUAAGUCAGUUAUCAGAAAAUAACUCGGAGUUCAGCUCCAACGCAGGCUUGGUUCAAUUUUCUCUUUUACUACUUUCAUGUGACAUUUGUCAUGUUGUUGAUAUUUCAUAUUUCUUUUUGCUUAUUUCUAUUUACCUGUUUGCUUCCCCCACCCCCAUGCUUUUAAAAGCCCCCCUCGAAAACACCCACCGAAUAAUGUGUCCUAACAUCAUGUUUUCCAUACAAGAUUCUUGACAAACCAUAUAUCGUCUCUACUCUUUUCUUCCAUAAUUUGUUUUCUUGAUAUCGACAUUUUUUUCAAGACCUAAAUGAAUUUACUUUUCAAAUAAACUUUACAUCAUCACCUCAAAUAAAACAUUAGUUUCAUUUUCCAUAAAUAGAAAGUCACCAUAAAAUAAAUACAAUAAAAGUGAAGUGUGAUUGGAUUCUAGGUGGGUAUCUGUGAUUGCCAAAGGCUCUUUGAGCAAUUCUCUUCCUUGUAAUGGGAAAUAAUGCAAGAAAGAGAACAGUUGAAGAUAUAUUAGCAGUAAAUGAGAUUUUACAAUCAGAAUGACUGAAAUAAGUUUGAAAUUGCAAUUAACUUCCCCUUCUAAGUGAACCAGUGUUCUCGAAUGCUGUGUCCAUAGACCACUUAAAAUCGUCUGUGUGCUAUGAGCGCAGUGGCUCUCACACCUGAGCGUGCAUCAGCACUUCCUGGAGUCUUGUUAAAACACAGAUCACCGAUUCAGUAAGUCUGGGCUAGGGCUUGAAAUGUGCAUUUCUUUCUCCCUCCCUCCCUCCUGCCCUCCCUCCCUCCCUCCCUCCCUCCUCACUUUCUUUCUUUCUUGCUGCGUUGGGUCUUCAUUGCUGCGCGCCAGCUUUCUCUAGUUGCAGUGAGCGGGAGCUACUCUUCAUUGCGGUGCGUGGGCUUCUCAUUGCGGUGGCUUCUCUUGUUGCAGCGCACCGGCUCUAGGCGAGCGGGCUUCAGUAGCUGCAGCAUGCAGGCUCAGUGGUUGUGGCUUGCCGGCUUUGUUGCUCUAUAGCAUGUGGGAUCUUCCUGGACCAGGGCUCAAACCCGUGUCCCCUGCAUUGGCAGGCGGAUUCUUAACCACUGCGCCACCAGGGAAUGUGCAUUUCUAAAAAGUGCUCGGGCCAUGCUGGUGCUGCUGGUCCAGGGCACAUACUCCAAAAGGCACAGCCCUCAUUGCCUCGCAUCUCACUUUAGGAAGAACUGGCUAGGGAAGGCCGACAGGUGCAAACCAGAAACAACUGCAACUCCAAACAGGUGCAAACCUACUCCCGUUUGUUGUGACCAUUUUCCUCUCAAAGAGCAACAAGCCCAGGCCCAAGGCUGGCAUCCCUGAGAGCAGUGCUGUAAUUUCUAGAAACACUCACUUCCUCUGGGAGGAAAGCUGAAUUGCAGUGUGUGGCCAGGAGAGAGCUUUCUGGCCUUCAUAAAACCUCCCCAAAAUCGGCGAGCAGAGGAGGAAGUAGGUGAGAAGCCACACUACUUCCUUGGGAAUGCCCCUCCAUAUGACUUCUCCCGGAGUUGAGUUUUCUAAAGACCGAUAUUCAAAUGGAAUUAAGGAGUCCACAAAAGUUGACUCUCUCCAUGAUGAGAAAAUAAAUUUUUUUGAGAACUGACUAAACUCAGUGAAGUGAGUAGAUAAGUGAUUGUCAAGUUUUAUAAGCCACACCUCCAAAAGCCAAUGCCUCGCCCUUUCGAAGGCUAAGGUGUUUGAAACGCAGCUCCAGGGAUGGAAUGCCCACGUGUCGGCAUUGGAACCUUCCUCUGAGCCCUUGACAUCACCCGUGUGUGAGAAGAGAAAAUCUCAGGAAGAGAGCUCGACCAUGAUACUGCCUCCCAACAAGUCAAUCAUGUUAAUUGGUCCAUGUUUCUCUCUAGGGCCUAUCUUUAUAGAGGUAUAUUUUUCACAUAAUUAGAUAUAUAAUGAAAACCUUGCCUUUAAAAUAAAUUUUUUAAUUAAAGUAUAUGAAGUGUAGUUGAUUUACAAUGUUGUGUUAAUUUCUGGUAUACAGCAAAGUGAUUCAGUUAUACAUAUAUAUUCUUUUCCAUUAUGUUUUAUCCCAGGAUAUUGACUAUAGUUCCCUGUGCUAUACAGUAGGACAUUGCUGUUUAUCUAUUUUAUAUAUAGUAGUUUGUAUCUGCUAAUCCCAAACUCCUAAUUUAUCCCUUCUCCUCCCCCUUUCCCCUUUGGUAACCAUAAGUUUGUUCUCUAUGUCUGUGAGUCUGUUUCUGUUUUGUAAAUCAGGUCAUAUGUAUCACAUUUUAGAUUCCACAUGUAAAUGAUAUCAUCUGGUAUUUGUCUUUCUCUGUCUGACUUACUUCACUUAGGAUUAUAAUCUCUAGGUCCAUCCAAGUUGCUGCAAAUGGCAUUAUUUCAUUCAUUUUUAUGGCUGAGUUAUAUUCCGCUGUAGAUAUGUACCACUUCUUCUUUAUCCAUUUGUCUGUUGAUGGACAUUUAGGUUGCUUCCAUGUCUUGGCUAUUGUAAAUAGUGCUGCUAUGAACAUUGGGAUGCAUGUAUAUUUUCGAAUUAGAGUUUUCUCCAGACAUAUGCCCAGGAGUGGGAUUUGUUGGAUCAUAUGGCAACUCUAUUUCUGGUGUUUUAAGGAACCUCCAUACUGUUCUCCAUAGUGGCUGCACCAAUUUACAUUCCCACCAACAGUCAGUGUAGGAGAGAGAACCCUACGUUUUUCACACACUGUCACAGUAGAAGAAGCACUCUCCCUUAUUGCUGUAUCUAAGCUUCCCUUGUGCAAUGCUGUCAUGUGUUUCAAGGAUAGUCACCACAUUUAUUCCUCUGUUCUUGAAUAUUAAAAGUUGUUUUAAACUUUUUAUAAUAUACAUAAUAGUGCAGCAAAUGUAUUUGUACAUAUACUUUUCCCUUGAACUGAAAACAUUUCCUUAGGAUACAGUCCUAAGUGAAUUUCUCAGUCAAAAGGUAAGAACAUUUUUAUGGCUCUUAAUACUUGUUGCUGAAUUGCCUUUUGGAGGCGGGGGGGGGGGGGGGUGUAGCAUUUGCAAGCAUGUUAAAUUAUCUGCACCCUCACCAGAACUGAACAUUAUCAAUGUGAACACUUUUAACAGAUGUAAAAUGUCAUUUCAUUUUUGUUCUAGUUAGUAGCAUGUCUUUAAAACAAGUGAAAAGUUUAGUAUUUUCCCCAUACUUCUUUUUUUUUUUUGAAUUUUAUUUUAUUUAUUUUUUUAUACAGCAGGUUCUUAUUAGUUAUCCACUUUAUCCCAUACUUCUUUACUAACUUUAUUUUCUCUCUGUGGAUAAUUUGAUUAUGACAAUCAACUUCUGGAAAAGAAAUUAUCCAAAUGCGUGGUGAGUCUGAAGACCCAGAACGAUAUCUUAUUUACUUGCAUUCCCUGCUCCCUGAACCUUCAACAAACUGGAUGACAUUCGUCCAUUCUUUCCUUUAAUCCAUAAACAUUUCCUGAGCACCUGCUAUAUGCCAGGUGUUCUGGGUGCUGGGGACGGAGGAGUGAACGUGGCAGGGAAGAUCUCAUGGGAGAUGUGGCAUGAGACGGCUCUCAUGGGCAAUAGACAACUAAACAACAAAGAGACAAAGUCAUUUCAUACAUAUUGAGGCCAUGGAGGAAAUGAACUGGGCUUGGAUAGUCAAGUGUCUCUUUUAGAUGAGGCCACCAAGAAGAACCCUCCUGUCAUUCUCCUGCUUAAAUGUCCCCAAGGCUUCCUGGUUUUGCACUUAGAAUAAGAUACGCACUCCCUGCAGGAUCAGGCCACAGUGUGCCUCUCUGACGUUACCUCCUUCCAAUCUCCUCCAAAAUGACAGUGCUCCUCAAAGACCAAAGUUGUACUCAUUGUCCCCUCUGCCUUCAAUGUUCUUCUCCGAUGUUUGAAUGGCAACCUCUUUCUUAAUAUCAGGUCUGAGUUCAGACAUCAGCUCCCAUGAGAAGAUUCUGCUUACCAUCCUAUAUAAAGAAGUACCUUCUACCCCACCAGUCACCAUGCCGUUAUGUUUUAUUUUCUUCAUAGCAUGUAUCACUCUCUGAAAUUAUUUUGUUUUCUGCCCACCCCUUGGCUCCUGUAAGGUCCAGGAGCAUAGAGACCACCACCAUCUUGUUCACUGCUUCUUAGAUGUGCCUGACAGAUGUACAGAAGUGCCUCAAACAUCUGAUAUCAAUUGAACAGCCACCUGAACUUCAUUCCUGUGUUGCUGUAACUCCUACCAGCCCCGCGGGCGCUCCUGCUUCCGCCAAAGGCACAGCGGCGCCUACCAGCCCCGCGGGCGCUCCUGCCUCCACCGCCGGCCCAGCGGCGCCUACCAGCCCGGCGGGCGCUCCUGCCUCCACCGCCGGCCCAGCGGCGCCUACCAGCCCGGCGGGCGCUCCUGCGUCCACCGCCGGCCCAGCGGCGCCUACCAGCCCGGCGGGCGCUCCUGCGUCCACCGCCGGCCCAGCGGCGCCUACCAGCCCGGCGGGCGCUCCUGCGUCCACCGCCGGCCCAGCGGCGCCUACCAGCCCGGCGGGCGCUCCUGCGUCCACCGCCGGCCCAGCGGCGCCUACCAGCCCGGCGGGCGCUCCUGCGUCCACCGCCGGCCCAGCGGCGCCUACCAGCCCGGCGGGCGCUCCUGCGUCCACCGCCGGCCCAGCGGCGCCUACCAGCCCGGCGGGCGCUCCUGCGUCCACCGCCGGCCCAGCGGCGCCUACCAGCCCGGCGGGCGCUCCUGCGUCCACCGCCGGCCCAGCGGCGCCUACCAGCCCGGCGGGCGCUCCUGCGUCCACCGCCGGCCCAGCGGCGCCUACCAGCCCCGCGGGCGCUCCUGCGUCCACCGCCGGCCCAGCGGCGCCUACCAGCCCCGCGAGCGCUCCUGCUUCUGCCACAGACCCUACGACUCCUACCACCAAAGCGAGUACACCUACUCCCUCCACAAAUACCCCAGGUUCCAGAAGCCCUUGCCAAGAGGAUCCCUGUAAGGGUGAUUCUUCAUGUGUUAAUCUGCAUGAUAGCCGGUUUUGCCUGUGUUCAGAAGGGUAUUACUAUAACUCUCAUGCAUGCAAGAAAGGAAAGAUAUUCCCUGGUACGAUUAUGGCCAAUAUAUCACCUACAUCUGACUUAGAAGAUAGAAAUUCUGUGGCCUAUCAGGAAUUAUACUUUAACAUUACUAGAUUUUUUGAAAAGGCAUUUGACAGUUCUGAUUACGGGCAGACUGUAAUUGGUAAAUUAAGCACAUCUCCUUCAGCAAGAUCUGCAAUGCAUACUGUUGCCAUAGCAGUAGUAAACAUUUUUAUGGAAACUACAAAAGAAACUGAAGAAACCGUAUCACGUGCCAUUGAAAGAGCAAUUAAACGGAAUGCAACUGAGUUUACAGGAUACAUCAAGCAAGAGCGGUGUGAUUAUUAUGGUUGUGAGAAAGAGAAUGGGCAAGAUGACUGCACCAGUGGUUUACUAUGUCAGUGCAAACCGGGGCUGCUGAGACCGAACCCACAGAUCCCCCUGUGUGUUGCUUUGUGUCCUGAUGACUGCAACACACAGAAGAAGAAGCAAUGCCUAGUGGAGGACAGCAGGAACGCUACCUGCGUGUGCCUGCCAGACUACAAGGAAGAUGAUCAUGGGACCUGUCAACCGUGUGCGUUUGGCUACAGCGGAGUUGAUUGUGAAGACCCAUUUCAGCUGAUCCUCACGAUCGUGGGCACCGUUGCUGGCAUCCUCAUUCUCGGCUUGGUGAUCGCAUUCAUCUUCUCAGCGAGAUCAAAGAACCAAAGGAGGAAUGUGGAAGAACAGAACUUGAUUGAGGACAAUUUUCAAAAUCUGAGACUGCGGAAUACCGGCUUUAGCAAUCUAGGAGCAGACGGGAGGAUCUUCCCUAAGAUCAACACGAACCUGCCCAGAGAGAGUGAGCCACAGAAUCCCUACGUAGUCCGGGACGGUAUACCCCGCACACACUAUUAGAACGGUAAAAAUUUGGAACCAUCCAUGGCCCCUCAACCCAACAUAUGAGCUUUUAUUUUGAGUGUUUCAAAGACUGUUGGAGAAGGGAGCAGCCAUGAAGGUCUGGCCUUUGGUAUUUCUCUUCCAUCCAGCCUCUCUGAAUUGAAGUUGUGACUGUUUGCAAUGAAUACAGCUUGUUUGCUAACUAAGUACCUAUGAAAUUAACUGCACAUAGAUGCUAUUAGUAAGCAUCUAUACUUAAGAUAGUUGAUUUGCUCCAAUCAGUACAAUAGUUAGGUUUUUUUUUCCUGGCCGUGCAACAGUAAUCAUUCUAUCUAUCUAGAGGGAAGCUCCCCAGGAUUUUUCACUCCUGAAAGAGUCUAGAAGAGUGUUGCUUUGAGUUGAUACCCUGUAGAUAAGUGACGUAUUCUGGGAGACUCUUACACAUCAGCUGUGGAGGUCCCAGGAGAUGGGAGGACAUACCAUCCUUGAAGAUGCUGAGGUUCAUUCUCUGGCAAGUUAAAACAGGGAAGCUCCUUCUUUUCCUCAAAUGUAGGGAUUUCAUUACCCUUGAACUGCCAGGAGCUUGUGACCUGUGUUCAAAUCAAGAGGACAGAUAAAAAGAGACAGGUCUCUUAGCUUUUUGGGAGCAGUUACUGGCAAUCCAGGGCCUUCUUAAUGUCAACUAGAAGGCCUGAACUAGAAAUGUCCUCUGCAGGGGUACGUUCUAGAGGGUUUGAAAUGCCGGUGGGUAGGGGAGUCAGUGGGGAAAAAUGUGACCAGGAGAAGGAGGAACAGAGGUAGAAGGAAGCUGGGCUGGAGGCUGAGUAAGGGAGAAGGUACCCAGGGCCCACCUUCAUCCUCAGAUUCCCCUCCUCAAUGAGCAAAUGGGCAUUUCCUCUAAUUCAUGCCCUACCCAAGUUUUAGAACCUAGGAGAGGAUGUGAAGACAGAGCCCCCAGAGCAAGAGCUUGAAGUCACUUUGAAAUUGUAGACAUUCUGACUGGCUCAUGGUGAGAGAGGGAGCUUGGGCUCUGGAUCCAAACGUUCAGCCUCGUGAUACAGACUCCAGAGGUAUUCCACCAAAGCCUCAGCCUUCCCUGGGGACAGAGCCUUAGCCGUGGUCACGAACACACACACACAGCUAAGAAUGGGGACAGCCACCUCCAGCACAGGCUUUCUUUCAUGUUAGUAGUAUCCUUGUUUAUGUCUAAUGUCUGGUCUCUUUGCAAGUUAUUUUUAUUUGUUGUUAUUAUUUGUUCUUGACUGUUAAUUAUAAGCAGUAACAAAUAAAGUGUCUUUAAUAGAUGGUC